AUGCAAGCCAUUGUAACUUAUAUUCCGUCGUGCCAUAUUACUUGCCGCUCUCUCUGGACAAUCGUUUCUACGUGCUUGCUCACAGUCUUCGCCUGCGUCUACACUGCUGUACAUCACAACGUCCCAAGCCCUUAUGACAGACGACUGCGACUCAUUUUCAGAACUGUCUGGACUAUCAUGUGUGGUAUAGGUACCCCUGAGCUCAUCGUCGUCUGGGCUGCACGUCAAUGGAUCAGCGCACGUUACUUUACCAAGGAGAUGAACCAAUGGCUUUCAGACGAGAAACAUGAAUCUUGGACAGACGCGCACAGCUUCUAUGCAUAUAUGGGCGGUUUCAUGAUCUAUCACAAUGGCAGGCCAUACUCAACAAUCACACCACGAAAUUUAUUGCAAUGUCUCAAGGAUGGCCACAUUGAUCCAAUCAAGCUCACGAUAAUAGAAGUCGAUGACUGUAGCAAAGGCGACUUUAUUUCGAAGGGAUUGGUUAUCGUUCAGGUCGCUUGGUUUGUCAUACAGCUGGUUGCACGGCAUUUGGGCGGUAUCGCUGUGACGCCACUUGAGAUCGGCACAGUGGCCUUUUCUGUCCUUUGUUUUGUCACGUACGUUUUUUGGUGGGAAAAACCGCUAAAUGUUCAA
Coniophora puteana RWD-64-598 SS2 is the source of this 636-nucleotide messenger RNA. RefSeq lists its product as uncharacterized. The record is from RefSeq and is a predicted model, not a curated record. Lineage: Eukaryota; Fungi; Basidiomycota; Agaricomycetes; Boletales; Coniophoraceae. The annotation marks the transcript as partial. The transcript is spliced from 2 exons.